AUGACAGUGAUGGAAUCUCAACCGGAGCUGUGGAUAGAGACCAACUACCCCCAGGCCCCUUGGGAGAACAUCACACUCUGGUGCAGAAGCCCUUCUCAGAUAUCUAGCCAGUUUCUGCUGCUGAAGGAUAAGACACAGAUGACCUGGGUCCAGCCUACCUACAAGACCUUUCAAGUUUCAUUCCCCAUAGGUGCCCUUAAUGAGUCCAAUACAGGUCUUUAUAGGUGCUGCUACUGGCAGGAGACAGGCUGGUCAAAGCCCAGUAAAAUUCUGGAGUUGGAGGCACCAGGCCAACUUCCCAAGCCCAUCUUCUGGAUCCUGGCCGAGAGCUCCACUCUUCCUGGAUGUAACGUUAAUGUGUUCUGCCACGGAUGGCUACAGGAUUUGGUAUACCUGCUGUUUAAAGAGGGAUAUGCUGAGCCUGUGGAUUACCAAGUCCCAACUGGGACAGUGGCUAUAUUCUCCAUUGACAACAUGACACCUGAGAAUGAAGGGGUUUACAUCUGCCGCACUCAUAUCCAGAUUCUCCCCACUCUGUGGUCAGAGCCCAGCAACCCCCUGAAGCUGAUUAUAGCAGAUAAGCCUCCCAAACCCUCUCUGUCAGCUUGGCCCAGCACCAUGUUCAAGCUGGGAAAAACCAUCACCCUUCAGUGCCGAGUACCUCAUCUAGUACUAGAAUUUUCCCUGGAACGGGAAGAUGGAGCGACAUCCCAAAAAUUUUCGGUGGAUGGAGACUUCAUCAUCAGUAAUGUUGAAGGGAAAGGCGCAGGAACCUACAGUUGCAGCUAUCGUGUAGAGGCACACCCUGACAUCUGGUCACAUCGCAGUGAGCCUCUGAAGCUGAUGGGGCCAGCAGGCUCUCUCACCUGGAAUUACGUUCUGAAUGAAGCGAUCAGGUUAUCCCUAAUCACGCAGUUUGUUGCCUUGCUGUCGGUAGUGCUGUGGAUAAGGUGGAAAUGCCGGAGACUCCGAAUCAGAGAAGCCUGGUUGCUGAGAACAGCUCAAGGGGUCACCAUGCUCUUCAUAGUCACGGCCCUUCUCUGCUGUGGUGAGUACAAGGGGGUGGGGAAGGGGCCUGGGCAGAAGCCCGGGGUGAAGUCCGUGGGGGAGGGGGCAGAGCCCUGGCAGGAAUUUCUUUUGCAGGACUGUCACCUGCGGAAGGAAGGGAAGGGUUUGUUUGGAUUGGGGGUGAAAGAGGAGGACGGGACCGGGUGGAUCGCAACUCGCCCAGCCUCAGAGCUGGUCCGGGCUGCCUUCCCCCUUGGUGCCCUGACCCAGAGCCACAUCGGGAGUUACCACUGCCAUUCCUGGGAAGAGAUGGCCGUGUCGGAGCCCAGUGAGGCGCUUGAGCUGGUGGGGACUGACAUCCUCCCCAAACCUGUCAUUUCUGCUUCCCCCCCAAUCCGGGGCCAAGAACUACAAAUCCAGUGUAAAGGAUGGCUGGCAGGCAUGGGAUUUGCUCUGUAUAAGGAGGGAGAGCAGGAACCUGUCCAGCAACUUGGUGCCGUUGGGAAAGAAGCCUUCUUUACAAUCCAAAGAAUGGAGGAUAAAGACGAAGGCAAUUACAGCUGCCGUACUCACACUGAAAAGCGCCCCUUCAAGUGGUCUGAGCCCAGUGAGCCCCUGGAGCUUGUCAUAAAAGAAAUGUACCCCAAACCCUUCUUCAAGACAUGGGCCAGCCCGGUGGUCACCCUUGGUGCCCAAGUGACUUUCAAUUGCUCGACUCCCCAGCAGCACAUGAGCUUUAUUCUUUACAAAGACGGAAGUGAAAUUGCAUCCAGUGAUGGGUCUUGGGCAAGUCCAGGGGCCAGUGCAGCUCACUUUCUGCUCGUUUCCGUGGGCACUGGCGAUGGGGGGAAUUACACCUGCCGCUAUUACGACUUUGCUGUCUGGUCUGAGCCCAGCGACCCUGUGGAGCUUGUGGUGACAGAAUUCUACCCCAAACCCACUCUCCUGGCACAGCCAGGUCCUGUGGUGCUUCCUGGGAAGAAUGUGACCCUGCACUGCCAAGGGGCCUUCCAGGGUAUGAGAUUUGCCCUCUUGCAGGAGGGAACCCAGGAUCCUUUACAGUUCCAGAGUGCCUCAGGAAACUCGGCUGACUUCAUCCUCCACACUGUUGGAGCAGAGGACUCUGGAAACUAUAGCUGUGUCUACUAUGAGACGACCAUGUCCAACAGGGGAUCACAUCUCAGCAUGCCCAUCAUGAUUUGGGUAACUGGGCCAGUCCAUGAAGUAGGGUACAUUCUGCACAAGGAAGGAGAGGCCACUUCAAUGCAGCUGUGGGGAUCCAGCAGUGAUGAUGGCGCAUUUCUCAUCACCAAUAUAUCUGGUGCUAGCAUUGGGCGUUACAGCUGCUGCUACCACCCUGACUGGACAAGCCCUAUCAAGAUACAGCCUAGCAACACUCUGGAACUCAUAGUCACAGGUUUGCUCCCCAAGCCCAGCCUGUUAGCCCAGCCUGGUCCCAUGGUGGCUCCUGGAGAAAACAUAACUCUUCAGUGCCAAGGGGAACUGCCAGACUCAACAUUUGUUCUGGUGAAGGAGGGGGCUCAACAGCCCUUAGAGCAACAGAGGCCAAGCGGGUACAGGGCUGACUUCUGGAUGCCAGCAGUGAGAGGUGAAGAUUCUGGAAUCUAUAGCUGUGUUUAUUAUUUGGACUCUGCUCCCUUCGUAGCUUCCAAUCACAGUGAUCCUCUGGAGAUCUGGGUGACUGAUAAGCCCCCCAAACCCUCUCUGUCAGCGUGGCCCAGCACUGUGUUCAAGCUGGGGAAAGAUAUCACCCUUCAGUGCCGAGGACCCCUGCCAGGUGUUGAAUUUGUCCUGGAACAUGAUGGAGAAGAAGCACCCCAGCAAUUCUCAGAGAUUGGAGACUUUGUCAUCAAUAACGUGGAAGGGAAAGGCAUUGGAAACUACAGCUGCAGCUACCGCCUCCAGGCCAACCCUGACAUCUGGUCAGAACCUAGUGAUCCCCUGGAGCUGGUGGGGGCAGCAGGGCCUGUUGCUCAGGAGUGCACUGUGGGUAACAUUGUGCGAAGUACCCUGAUUGUGGUGGUUGUUGUAGCAUUGGGGGUGGUGCUAGCCAUAGAGUGGAAGAAAUGGCCCCGACUCCGAACCAGAUGCCUGACUCUCACAGAUACGGGAAAUCUGACCACAAUCAAAGAAUUUCUCCUCCUGGGAUUUGGGAGUCUCCAUCGGUUGCAGUUUUUCUUUUUGGGGAUAUUUCUGGAAAUCUAUGUAGUGACUUUGCUUAGAAACAUUCUCAUCCUUACAGUCAUUUCUUUCAGCCACAGCCUCCAAACCCCCAUGUACUUCUUUCUGUCCAAUUUCUCCUUCCUUGAGAUCUGAUAUACUACCUCCAUUGCCCCCAAGAUGCUGAUGACCCUCCUAUCAAGUCCUGAGGUGCUGUCUUUUGCAGGCUGUGUGGCCCAGUUUUGCUUCUUUGGUUCCAUGGCAGUUGUUGAGUGCUUUCUGCUGGCUGCCAUGUCUUAUGACCGCUACCUUGCCAUCUAGCCCCUCCGGUACCCAGCCCUCAUGAACCUCCACACAUGUAUCCUGCUUGCAAGUGGAUCUUGGCUGGAUGGGUUCCUAACCCCUAUUGUCACUGACCAGCUGCCAUUCUGUGCAGCCUAUGAGAUUGACCACUUCUUUUGUGACCUGGCGCCUGUGCUAAAGCUGGCCUGUUCUGAUCCUGAGACAGUGGAGAGAACCACUUGCCUCCUGGCUUCCUUCAUCACAGUGGUGCCCUUCCCGCUCACCAUAGUCUCCUAUAUCCACAUUGUUGCUGCUGUCUUCAGGAUCCCAUCAGCUGCAGGAAAGCAAUGGGCCUUCUCCACCUGCUCUUCCCACCGUAUUGUGGUCAUGCUGUACUAUAGAACACUGGGGACAGCGUAUGCCAUUCCUACAGCAACUCAGGCUGCUGACAUUAACAAAGUUUUCUCCUUACUCUACACUGUUGUCACCCCCAUGAUCAACCCCUUUGUGUGCAGCCUGCAAAACAAGGAUGUUAAGGCAGUGAGGAGGCUCACGAAUCAGUGGGCAUAUGCUAAGGGGACCUAA
Molecule: messenger RNA, 4056 nt
Organism: Loxodonta africana (African savanna elephant)
Lineage: Eukaryota; Metazoa; Chordata; Mammalia; Proboscidea; Elephantidae
Gene: IGSF1
Product: immunoglobulin superfamily member 1
Biological process (GO): G protein-coupled receptor signaling pathway
Cellular component (GO): plasma membrane
Molecular function (GO): G protein-coupled receptor activity; olfactory receptor activity
Source: RefSeq, a predicted model, not a curated record